UUCUCCAUAUGCAAAUCUUGCGACAUCUAAGCCUAGACAAAUGGAGUUACAAUUAAACUUCAAAUUCGAAUCAGUCGAUUCCAAAAUCAUUUGGCUGAUUAUUCAUUGAUAUAAACCAAAGGUUUUUACAUAAAAAGGAAGUAAAUCCAAACAAUUGGGAAUACAUUUAACAAGCUUACUUGAAAUUUACUCCAACUGAAGGCAUUAUAUAUAUGCAAAGUUAUAAGAAAAGGAUUGAAAAAAAGUGGAGGGUAAAGAAAGUAAAAUUCCCAAAGAAUCACAUUAGCACAACUGUCUUCCGGACAGAUGGUCCGACCCCGGUCAAAAUAAGGCGAAAAAAAAUAAAGAUUACUAACAUAACGGUUGAAAGGAUGAUAUUGUUUUCUCUAGUAGCCUCUUCUACCUUGAACCCCUGUAGCUGUGGUAGGCAGAGGAGGAGAGGAAAGGAAAGGAAAGGAAAGGAAAGUUAUAAGUUAAAAGAAAAAAACCCAGACCCCAGAAAAAUCUCUGCCUGUCCCUGAUUCUGACUUGGCUGCCUCUCAAAGCCCACAAAAAGAAAGGGAAUUUGGAAGGUGUAGAGCUUUGGGGCCAAGACGUGUUAACUCAAUAUCUGGUCUGGAGCCACACUCAGCUUCUACCUUCAAUUAUCUUGCACGUGUAUUUUUCCAAUUUGUAAUCACUCUUUCUCUCUUUCAUUGCUUGGAACCGCCCGUUUUCCUUCUUUCAAUCUGCAGUAAUGUUGUUUCCUUGGUUGGUUUUGAUUUUAGGAAAAAGAAGACAAAACCCAAAUUAAAACUCGUUUAAAAAGCUUUGAAUUUAUCUCAUUUUUUGAUGUAGUAAGUCCGUUCCUUUGGAAUUUUGACUAAAUUUCCUUCCUUUUGACCCCCUCCUCUCCAAUCAAAGACAAGCCUUCAUCCUUGUCCUCUUUCUCUCCCUGAUUCGGGUCCAUUUUUUUGGAUCCUGAAUUGAUUUUUGGGAAAAUUACUUCCUUUAGAAAAAAGGGUCUUUUUUAUGUUGUUUGUUUCCAAUUUUAUAGAACAGAUCUCUUCUUGCCAAACCUCCAUGCUAGCUGAAAAGAAGAACAAAAUAGGUGAAAUUUGGUAAGGUAAUUGGAAACGUUGUCGUUUUGGCAUUGUUAUGUCUGGAGCAGCAGGGCAGGGCGUGGAGCAUGUGGGCUUGCCUAAAAUGGAGACAAAAUCCAAACCCGAAUGUUGCAACCCGGUCAAAAAAUCGGGACCUGUCACAAUGGAUCAUGUUCUGUUAGCAUUACGCGAGACCAACGAAGAAAGGAAUUUAAGGAUUCGGAGUUUGUUCAAUUUUUUUGAUGCAGCCAAUGUGGGAUUUUUGUAUUAUGCUCAGAUCGAAAAGGGUCUCUCUGCUUUGCAGAUUCCGGCCGAGUAUAAGUACGCCAAUGAUCUGUUGAAAGUUUGUGAUGCAAACAGAGAUGGGCGCGUGGAUUACCACGAGUUUAAGAGGUAUAUGGAUGAUAAGGAGCUUGAACUUUAUAGGAUUUUUCAAGCUAUUGAUGUGGAGCAUAACGGAUGCAUUUUGCCUGAGGAGCUAUGGGAUGCGCUUGUUAAGGCUGGGAUUCAAAUUGAUGAUGAGGAGCUUGCUCGAUUUGUAGAGCAUGUUGAUAAAGACAAUAAUGGAAUUAUAACAUUUGAAGAAUGGAGAGAUUUCCUUCUACUCUAUCCUCAUGAAGCUACGAUUGAGAACAUCUAUCAUCAUUGGGAAAGGGUUUGCCUUGUAGAUAUUGGAGAACAUGCUGUUAUUCCUCAAGGCAUCAGUAAACAUGUUAAGAGAAGCAAAUAAUUAAAUUAUUAAAAUAAUUAAAUAUUUUAUGUUGACAUUAAAUAAUUAUUAAACUCGACAAUGUCUUUUUCUUUUUGAAAAUUUUCAUUAUCCGGUAAUGUUUAAUUUUCAUCAUGUUUACCAGGAAAAAGUUACUAACACGUAAAUAUCAUUUAAAAAAAAAAAAAGCCAUUUGAGGCAGCGUGGCAUCCAAUUUACAAUCAGAAAGAUACAAAAGCAAAAGUUAUGAUUAUCGUGCAAAAGCGCUCUCAUAAUAAUAAUGGUGAAUUGGUGAUAGCCGUUAAUGAGUUGUUUAUUAGUAUCAGUUCAGAAUCCACUGAUCAAAAUCAAACCUUUAUUCGGUUGACAUGAGUGGUUGACACCGGCUGCCACGUUUCGUGAAUCU
Messenger RNA from Durio zibethinus, 2197 nucleotides. The record is from RefSeq and is a predicted model, not a curated record. NCBI's taxonomy places the organism in Eukaryota, Viridiplantae, Streptophyta, Magnoliopsida, Malvales, Malvaceae.